Ahaetulla prasina is the source of this 3267-nucleotide messenger RNA. RefSeq lists its product as uncharacterized. The transcript is spliced from 2 exons. Bases 142 to 2391 code for a protein of 749 amino acids. The record is from RefSeq and is a predicted model, not a curated record. Lineage: Eukaryota; Metazoa; Chordata; Lepidosauria; Squamata; Colubridae.
GAGAGCAAGAACCAGACUGGCCUCGGAUUAUGCCCGUUAGCAGAAGAGAGAAUUGCCUCUGUGUCAGAAAACUCAGCUGCUCGGAGUUACUUCCCGGCUGGGCAGCUGCCCCAGAAGCUGGCUUGCCAGGUCUUUGGGGAGAUGAAGAAGCUCCUCCCAGCCACGCCCCGGGAGCUCCCCCUGGGACAGAAACAGCACCCCCUGCUCCCGUUCAUGGAGAUGGAAGCAGCCCCCUUUGCCUGCCAGUGGAAGGCCCGCAGCGUGGGCUUUCCUGCCAGCCCGGAGAAGAAGGGUGGAUGUAGGGAGGCAGGUCAAGAUGAAGCCGAGGAGGCCCGGUCGUCCCAGGGUGGAUGUGCCAAGGCCUCCUGCAGGAGGGAGCCCCAGGUUCUGGUCUUGGAGGACCCCAGGGAGCCGGGCAAGAGUGUUGCAGUGCCGGGCAUUGGCACAGGGUGUAAGGUAGCUGCCAAGGAGGAGCCUCUUCUCCUGAGUAAGCCUGCCUGCCCUGCCAGGAACAGAGACCGCUCUGCCGAUGUCAUUGAUUACAUUGUGAAAGAGCUGCAAGGAAUAAGCCGCAUUCAGACUGAGAUUGCGGAACUUCAACAGCACCUCACCUUGAUCAAGGGGUCGGUGGACGAAGUGUCCAGCUGCGUGGACUCCGUCUUGAGUGAGAUCGAGGGCCUGCAGAGCAGCAGUGGGACCAUCACCAAAACCUCCACCGUGCUGAGAGGCCCAGGGGCCUUGGUGGGGGCCGCCACCAAGGAGCCGGUUUUGUACUUUUACGGUAUUCCUGAGCAGGAGGGGGAGAACACAAAGGAAAUUGUCUGCCGCUUCCUGUCCAAGUAUCAUUGCUUCAACGGCCUCCAGCGCAGCAAGAACAUCAAGGAAGCUUACAGAUCAGGGGUGGCCACGGGGGUCCCAUUCGCGCCUCGCCCCACUGUUGUGAAACUCGCCACGGCCGAGCACCGAGACUUCAUCCUCCAGAAGUCCAUCCUCUUGCAGGAUGCAGGAAUAACCAUUGCUGAGCAGCACAGCGCAGUGUGCCUCGGUGGGCAGCUGGGCGUGUUGCCAUCCUCUGGCUUGAGACCCCAGCCCUGGGACUUCCCCAACUCUCAGGGAGAAGGAGGGAGGAGGGAUGGGGGUGGUCAGCUCCGGAAAGACUCUUGCCAGGCUCAGCGUGAGAAGCAAAGCCAUGAAAACCACCCACUCCGUGUAGGCGAGAGGGCCGGCUUGCCACAAAAGUCCACUUUAGCUAAGAAGAGCAGUUUAAUUUCUGAACUUGAGGAAAAGGUGGGGAGAGUCGUACAGAUCAUCAGCAGCAACGAGCAGACUUUGCACAAAAACCACACUUCCGCCAGCAUCACUGAAGCCCCCCAAAAGCUGCUGGAGGUCUCAAAAAGCCACAUGGGGAAGUCCUGGCCUUUGGGGGAACUCUUAAAUCUCAGGGGCUUGGAGGCCGCUCCGGAAAAAGGAAGGGACCACAACUCAGAGGCUGAGAACAUGGUCAAGGACCCCUCCUCAUCCUUCCCCUCUCCCACGGUUGUGGGCAAAGAAGGAGGGCUGAUUCUAGGGGCAAGGGAGAUCGACUGUGAGGGUCUCAGUCCUGAGCAGGUCAAUCUGGAGGAGGAGCAGAAGGAGGCAUCCCACAAGGCCGUGAUCCUGCCGGGCUGUGAUGCUGCCAUACACAAGUUAACGGGCAGCAACGAAACGCUCAAGGACAUGAUUGAGAUCGACCUGAACGAGCAGGAUCCCACUGAUCACGUCUUCCGGGACGUCUUGGAGAACUCCCAGUUCUUCCUCCAGCAUUCGCAGGGCAACGUCGACCUGGUAGACAUGAGGUUCUACACCAACAAGCUGGGGAAGGCGCUCAGCCACUUCCGGUCCGCCCUGCAGGUGGUCUUCCACAAGCUGGAGACGGCCGACUCGGAGGUCGUCCUUGGAGGUGACCACGGCUUCCCCGUGGCAAGUGAGCCAGUGUCAGAGACGCACAUCAGCCCGGAGACCAUGGCCGAGAGCCCACCCAGCCUGUCUUCGGACAGCCAAGCCAACAUGGUUGUGAGCAGCGACAGUGCAAGCUCCCCACAGAGGCCCCUCCUGAGUGCCUCCCCCUCUUCCAAGGAGGCCCCUGCCCUUCCUGCGGUGGACUCCGGGGGUUGUGUGGAUCAGCCCUUCCCCACUGAGCCUCCCCAGCCGGUGGACCCUCCUGGGCAGAGACCCAUGAGCCUGGAGAAGGUGUGUGCAGAGACCAUUUACUUGAACAAAUGUAUCAACAACUUCAAAAAUGUCCUGAGGGAGAAAAGGCAAAUGCGCCGGAGGUGCUUGAAGGAGCUGGCCCAGGAGCCGAGCUGGACUUCGGCCGAGGAGACGCCUGCAGAUCUCUCAGCCCCUGCCUGACCCUGGAGAGCUUCCCCACACGCUGAAGACUGACUCGGAAGGAAGGGCAGGGCAACCGGGGCUCGUGGGUCUGGUUGUUGUCACAGCACGUUUUCCCGCCUCGUCCCUGUGGAGCACACAGGACUGAUUCCUCCACCGAUUCCUCCCGUGUCUUCUGAGUCAGGCCUGUUUCUGGUGCCUUUGGAGACGUUGGGUUUGAGUUGCUGGCUGAGAACGAUGGCAGGUCUGCCAUCGGACACCCGGAACACAAACUCUUCCCCCUCCCCCAAAGUUGGGAAACUCUGCAUUGGGGUGGGGGAGGGGAGGAGCUAGCCUGUGAAGAGCAGGUCCAUGUGGAGGAAGAGGCAGGCCCAAAGCACCAGAGAUCUCCCCCCCCCGCCACACACACACAAAUAGCUCCCUUGCCCCAGGGUGGUAGAGCUGGAGCCUUCAGAUGUUUGUUGAGAAGUUGUCCCUGGGCAAGUCUGGCCGGGUUUCUCUUCUGCUGCCGCUUUGUGUGAGUGUCAAACUCUCUUCACCUAUCAGCUGCUUUGUCUUUCUUGGAUUAAUCCUGUUGCCUCUUUGCUUGUUGAGGGUCCUUGGUGCUCUCUGAGCUUGGCUGUUUCCUCCUCCCCACAAAGCCCCCUCCCUUCUAGCUCUGAUGAUGUCACCAGAAGGCAACCAAGCUCAAAGGGCGGCCAGGAAGGACCCCACAGAUUAACCCCGAGCUCCAAAUAUUCCCCUUUCUUGCAUCCUGGGGUUGUUUAGCAACCGGCCGCUCCCUUAAAGGUAUAUCCUUCAUUUUGCUAUUAUGGAUGCAGGUUCUUCUCCCUUUCCUCAGCCACAUUUGCUCUCAGACUGCAAAGAGGAGUCUCCUAGUUUGGUGCCCCGACAGGU